AUGCCCUAUUACCAAAUCUAUCACUCAUCUCCCCUCAACCAGGAGCAGCGACAGUCAAUCGCUGCCUCCAUCACCGACCUGCACUGCAAGGCCUUCACUACACCCUCGUUCUUUGUCCACGUGCACUUUAUCCAAGAAGACUCCAGUGCCGGUAGUUACUUCUUAGCCGGCAAACCUCACACAAAUACAUCCAACCGCAUCAUCGGCAUCGUGCGAACGUCUGCUACCCGACCAAAGUCCGCUUUUGAUGAACUAGGAGCUCAGAUCGAAGGCGCAUGGUAUGAGGCGUUGAAGAUAGCUGCACCUGUUGACAAGAAGGAGUGGAGUCAAGAGGACGAAAACAAGCGGUUGAUGAUGGUGACGUUUGUGCCCAUGAUUACGAUUCGGGAGGGAGGCAUGGCUAUUCCCGAGGCAGGACAAGAGGGAGGCUGGUUGAAGGGACAGGUACCCUUUUUCGAGGAGAUGAGCGGCAAGGGUAUCACUGAUUUUACGGAUUUGAUAGAGGAGCUGAAGGAAAGGGAUGACUUGAAGAAGCUACUACAGUAG
This is a messenger RNA of Fusarium keratoplasticum, 546 nucleotides long. Its product is annotated as Tautomerase-3 domain-containing protein. The transcript has a single exon. Bases 1 to 546 code for a protein of 181 amino acids. Lineage: Eukaryota; Fungi; Ascomycota; Sordariomycetes; Hypocreales; Nectriaceae. The record is from RefSeq and is a predicted model, not a curated record.